AUGAGGAUAUGUUUAAGCAUUCAUUUUCAAAAGCAAAGAACAUCCCAUACAUGGAAUUUUGCUUCUGUCAGAAGAUAUGAAUUUAAUUGAUUCAUGAACAUUUGCUGCAGCUUAUUUGGGAAAAAAAAACUUAUAAAGAAACUGGGGCAAACUGGAAAAAGGUUUAUCAGUUCUCAAAAAAUCAAUGAAAGCAAUGCAUUAAAGGAAGUAGCCUUACUUAGAUAA
Molecule: messenger RNA, 225 nt
Organism: Blepharisma stoltei
Lineage: Eukaryota; Ciliophora; Heterotrichea; Heterotrichida; Blepharismidae
Source: the annotation of a GenBank genome assembly